Molecule: messenger RNA, 3740 nt
Organism: Osmerus eperlanus (European smelt)
Lineage: Eukaryota; Metazoa; Chordata; Actinopteri; Osmeriformes; Osmeridae
Gene: ywhag1
Product: 3-monooxygenase/tryptophan 5-monooxygenase activation protein, gamma polypeptide 1
Exons: 2
Coding region: 164-907 (247 amino acids)
Biological process (GO): signal transduction; intracellular protein localization
Cellular component (GO): cytoplasm
Molecular function (GO): protein kinase C binding
Source: RefSeq, a predicted model, not a curated record
AGUGAACCGAGGGGGAGGGGGUGUCCCGUCGGCACGCGCAGACAGCGCAGACAGCAGGGAGCAGCUGCAGCAGGAGGACCUGGUAAUCAUUUACUCCAGUGCAAGUCACAUAUUCCUAUUUAGCUUACAAUUCUAGAACCACAUUGUAUCAACGACAUCUAAAAUGGUAGAUCGUGAGCAACUGGUGCAGAAAGCCAGGCUGGCUGAACAGGCAGAGAGAUAUGAUGAUAUGGCAGCUGCCAUGAAAUCGGUCACAGAGCUGAACGAGGCUUUGUCCAAUGAGGAGAGGAACCUUCUUUCGGUGGCCUAUAAGAACGUGGUCGGGGCGCGGCGUUCUUCCUGGCGUGUCAUCUCCAGCAUCGAGCAGAAGACCUCGGCCGACGGCAACGAGAAGAAGAUCGAGAUGGUGAGGGCCUACAGGGAGAAGAUCGAGAAGGAGCUGGAGGCCGUGUGCCAGGACGUGCUCAACCUCCUGGACAACUUCCUCGUCAAGAACUGCAACGAGACCCAGCACGAGAGCAAGGUGUUCUACCUGAAGAUGAAGGGAGACUACUACCGCUACCUGGCCGAGGUGGCCACGGGUGAGAAGAGGGCUACCGUGGUGGAGUCCUCCGAGAAGGCCUACAGCGAGGCCCACGAGAUCAGCAAGGAGCACAUGCAGCCCACCCACCCCAUCCGCCUGGGCCUGGCUCUCAACUACUCCGUGUUCUACUACGAGAUCCAGAACGCCCCCGAGCAGGCCUGCCACCUGGCCAAGACCGCCUUCGACGACGCCAUCGCCGAGCUGGACACCCUCAACGAGGACUCCUACAAAGACUCCACUCUCAUCAUGCAGCUGCUACGAGACAACUUGACACUGUGGACGAGCGACCAGCAGGAUGACGAGGGAGGGGAGGCCAACAACUAAAGAGUCCGAGCUCCUGAUCCCCCAACACACACAACACGCGCGCUCACAAAUGACAAGUAAAAAAUACAAAGUUCAUAGAAAUUAAAAAUGGGGCCGGUGGAAAUAUCGGCAGCCAUGUUUGCUGAUGAUAUCGCAGCUGCAGUUCUUUAUUUUUCCACAAAUUUAAAGUGAAAGGAAGACAGUUCAAAGAGGAGUAGGACAGAAGAAUUUAAGUUUAAGAAUGACUUAAGUAACAAAAUAAAACCCCUCCUUAGCAACAGUUGCCAAAACAUCACUUAGAGGGCAGAGGUUCUGUCAGGCAGUGGGGCUAUUGGGUUCAAGUGACUGCCUCGCGCUGGCAUAGUCUUCUAACUUCUCCAAGGUGGAGAUGUUUAAUUGUACAAGGUUCGGGAGGAGCUUUUAAAAUCUUAGGAGAAGUUUGGUUCUUGAGCAAGAAGAAAAUCAAGCUAUAUAGCGAGUAAAACCUUGGGCGCUAUCGCAUUUCUAAAAGAAUGAGUUUAGCAAAUGGGUUGCUGAGAGUGAGACAAGGUGUUGUUGAUGAAACAAGUCACCUGAGAGAUGAUAGCUUAAUGGAAUAUAAGUUGCACCACACAAGGAGAAUUGUGUGGAAGCUGUUUGUCUCUGUGACUGAACAUUCAUAACCUGUUUUGUUCCCACUGUGCUAGAUAUGUGUCAAGCCCUGAUAGUCAUACUUAAUACAGUCAGUAAACCAGUACAGCAUCUCCUUGUCAUGAUCCUCAUGAUACAUACACACAUGCAUUUUUUUUCCAGGUACCUGAAUAUUAUUGUGAGUAUCAUUAUCAUAACAUUAACAUUGAAUGCCCUGGGUCAAACAAUACAGAAGACACAAACAUUUUAAGUCACAUAAAUGAAGUAACUGAAAAUUGUAUUCAAUCAUUUACUACCCCAGGAUAACUAAAUCUUGUGCUCUAAAAUAUUUAGGUUGAUUCCGUUCAUCCCCGAAACGACUCACGGAGUCGACUGGAAACGCUCUAUUAACGGACUAAUUACAAUUUGAGGAUAGAGCACUGGAAAUGUCAACUGUAAGAUUAUCUAAAAGUAACUUUUAGGUUUGUGGAUUUCCUUUUUUAUCCAUUUGUUCAAUUGUCAAGAAAUGCACUUGCCUAUAAUACUGUCUCUUCAGUGUUAAACUGCUCCAAUAUUCUCCAUAAUACAAUUAUGUGCAUGCUGGUAAUAUAUUUCUAUACAGUAGCUUGACUUAAUUAACUUAUAUUGUAGAUGUUAUGUAUUCAUACGAAUAUGAAAUGAGUAGACUUUGGAUUAUUUUCUAUUUAUUACUUUGAUCGAUUUUCUCUCACCUGUGUUUUCUUCGCUCCAUGUUCUGAAGUAUGCUAUACCAAAACAGUGAUUGCUAACAAUAAAUUGAUGUGUUAUUGACAUUUCUGUGGUGACAUGCAAUUCUUUGCUGACAGAGGGGAGGGGAGAAAAACAUAAUUUGAAAAAUAACUGAUUUAUGAUUUUGUUUUUCUAUAAGCUUUUUUGUUUAUGCCAUUUCUGUCAGAUUAUGCAGAGAUGUUUCUAGAAUGGCUCUGUGCUUCUGUAAGGUUUAUUCAUGGAGAAUUAUUUGUUUCUUACAUUAGUUUCACUUUCAGGGUUCUAAUAGUGUGUGACCUUAAAUGUGAUUUAUUAGUGGUUGAACCAGAAAAAAACCCAGAAGAAAUAGUGUUAACAAAGUUAAUAAACUUGAACGAUUAAAUUCCCUUAACUAAAUUUAAAUUCUACAAUUAUGUAAUCCAUUUCAACAUGGGCUUUGUUUUGUUUUUAUGUGCUUUGCAUUCAGUGUCAUUUUUGAAGAAUUUGUUGAGACCAAUUUUCAUGGUCUGGGCUAUAUUGUGCAAGAUGGGACAGAUAGGCUGACCUUUGAGUAUAUAUUGUACACUAAAUAUAACUAUAUAAAGAGUUUUUCAUAGUAUAAUAUAUAAUGGAUUUAAUAUAAUGUACUGUGUGUACAGUGUAAAUUGUGGACACUGUUGAUUCUAUAGUCUAGUGUAAUUGUACAUUUGUUCAUGAAUAUUUAGAUAGAUAGGUAUUUUGAAAUGGAAACUGUAAUUCACUAAGAUGCAUGGUUCUUUGGGAGAUGUUGGGACAGGAACUGUAGAGACAGAGUAGUAUUAAAAUGCACAGCUGCUUUAUACCAUCCUCUGGUGCCAUCUUAGUUUCAUGGGGGCCUUCAAAUGUUGCUUCUAGUCGGAUUUCUGGCAUGUAGUCAUCACUGACAGUUAGGCAGCCAUUUCAAAGCUGGAUGCUUGCUAAUUCAAGUCAAUAUUAAGAUUGAAAUCUACUACUGUCACGUUGCCCCCCAGCUGCAAAACCCAGGAAAAUGAGAUGUGACCAGAUAAUGGCACUUCCAACUGACACGGAGGAUAGUCAGGGCACAUGUGUGGCUGCCCUGAAACCACAGUGGGAGUGGGAUGGUUUUUAUUUAUUUGUGUCACCAUUUGUAUUUUUCUCUUUAAUUUUCUGAUGCAACCACUUUACGUUUCCAUAACCAAUGGUCACCAUUUUUCACAGAUGAUUCAAUGAUGAUGAAUAAAAAAACAGUAUGCUAUUGUGUUCCUAUUUCUGCAAAUGUUGUGAUGGAAGCUACAAAUGUACUGAGGCUCAGUCUCCUUUGAAUUAGUUCAAGUAAACUGUGGUGGUUUUGACUGAAUUGUACUUUCGACAACUAUUAAACCCACUGAACAUUCUGUAUCUUACAAUUAUGAUACUGUAGCAUCUGAAUACUAGGAUGAUCCCACCAUGGCUAAAACCCAAUGUAUUGCCCUGCAUUGAAUGCAACACUGGUAUGUAUCAAUAAAACUGUUGGAUCCUG